UAGCGCUUAUAAAUAAAAAUAUAUAUUUGUUUAAUUUAUUUACGUUAAUAAAUUUAAAACAAUUUACAAUGCAAAGUAUUUGGCAUUUGUGAAAUCUGGCUAAAGAAAAUAAAAUACAUAAAACUAAAAUAAAAACAAAUAAAUAAUGGAUGAAUAUAAAGCACAAUUGCUUAUAGUUAAACAAGCCUUGCAAGCAACAAGCAAUGAGGAGCAACGGCUGGAAUUGAUCGCACUACAAACAAAUCUAGAGGAACUCCUGGAACUGACCAGAACAGCUGAAAAUGGAACUCACGAUGCUCCUAAAUCAAGUGAGGACCCAGACAACCUUGACAAUGAAUUUAAGCGUUUUCAGACCGAACUAAAAGACUUGACAGAGGAACCGAGAGAUACAGAAGAUGAGCAGCUGCAAUUAGAAACAUUGCGCAUCAAAUAUAAUGCCAAGUUAGGUGAAAAGUGCUCGGCUCCACAUGAACACAGCUGGGGUGCCUUGAGCUACCACAAUGCACUCAUAUGUGGCGUGGACGACAUGCUAAUUGUGGAUGACAAUGGCGUAUUAGACGUGCGAUUGCGUGUUCUUUUUACGAACCCAACGCAUUGCGAGAUGCUGCCAUGCAAUUAUUACUUGGAAGGCGAGUGCCGAUUUGACGAAGAUCGCUGUCGCUACUCUCAUGGUGCCCUGGUGCCUGGUGCUGCCAUUAGAGAUUACAAUGAACCCGACUUUCACAGACUGGCACGCAAUUGUCCUGUACUGGCCAAAUUGCAGGAUCGCUUAUGGCAUCGCGGACGGGUUCUGUGUGUGAAUUUUGUAGAGCAACAGUGUCGCGUGAGAUUGGAUGGUCAGGAGCACAAAGAACGAGAGCGUGACUUUCCGUUUGAGGAACUUUUUCCACUCAUCACAGAACACGAUGAUGAUGAGUUAUCCAGCGACAGCAGCGACAUGAAUAAAUCUAAUGACAGUGAUGCCGACAAUGACUCCGACCGGGACUUGGAUGACCUAGAAGCAGCGCGUCACGCACGCAUGGUAGAAUUAAGUUUGUUCACAUUCAAACCUACCGAAAAACUCGGAGCUUGGGAGCAGUACACGCGGGGCAUAGGCUCUAAGUUAAUGGCCAAUAUGGGAUACAUACACGGUACAGGUCUUGGAUCGGAUGGGCGUGGCAUUGUUGUACCAGUUAGCGCGCAGAUAUUGCCACAGGGCCGGUCACUAGAUGCCUGCAUGGAGCUUCGUGAGGCAGCAAACGGAGACAAGGACUACUUCAGUGUGGAGCGAAAGCUAAAGCGUGCGGAGCGGCGCCAGCAGGCAGCCAAUGAAAAGGCGUACGACCGUGAGGUCAAGCGCAGCAGUGAUGUCUUUGCUUUUCUCAAUGCCAGCGUGCUGGGUACAAGUGAACAACAUUCCCAUUACCAAAACGAGCACGCCUCCAAGCGCACAAAGAACAACGACCUCCAGCAGCACUCCAAUAAGACGUUGAAUGUAGAGACUGUACGCAUUGCCGAUGACAUACGUCGCAAGCAACGCGACAUUGCCAAAGUGCAGCAGUCCUUAGCGCGUAAUUCCAGCAAUGUCCAGCUGCAGAAGCGUCUACGUGAACAGCUGCAACAGCAACAACAGGAGCUGGCCACGCUUCAAGCACAGGAAAAGAGUGUCAGCAAGGAGCAACAGACACGCAAAAGCAAAAAUAAAAUGUUUGAGUUUUGAAUA
Messenger RNA from Drosophila sulfurigaster albostrigata, 1702 nucleotides. RefSeq names its product zinc finger CCCH-type with G patch domain-containing protein. Gene Ontology annotation, cellular component: nucleus. The transcript is spliced from 3 exons. The record is from RefSeq and is a predicted model, not a curated record. Gene Ontology annotation, biological process: regulation of transcription by RNA polymerase II; negative regulation of DNA-templated transcription. The coding region runs from base 146 to 1699 and encodes 517 amino acids. Lineage: Eukaryota; Metazoa; Arthropoda; Insecta; Diptera; Drosophilidae. Gene Ontology annotation, molecular function: RNA polymerase II cis-regulatory region sequence-specific DNA binding; metal ion binding; DNA-binding transcription factor activity, RNA polymerase II-specific.